AGGAGAGAGGGAGAGAGAGUCUCAGAGGGUGGGGUUUUCUAUCACUGCAGCAUCAGCACAGCGGGCUCCAUCUGUUUAUUGGAGAGGAAGAAAAGAAAGAAAAUCAGACAAAAAAAGAAAACGGAUGAAACAGAGUGGGACAGGAUGAGAAGGAACUAAUCGUACUCAUCUUUUCACCUGGUCGGCCUCGUAUCUGCACGCACCCCCUUGCUCUGCUUCUCCCAUUAUUUCCUCUCUAUGUCCAUCCCUCCACUCCCUAUCCCUGUUGUUUUUCAUAGUGACAGAAGGCAGUGUGGCCCAGAGGAACAGAGCAAGAAAGAGGGAGCAAGACCUGCAAGUGUUGGCCAGCAGCUGGUCUUCCAGGAAUCAGCUGAGUCUUUCCAGAAGAAGAAGGUCAGGCAUCAUUCAGAGGAAGGAACUGCAGACACACUACCCACUCCUACGCAGCUCUGCUCCCAGCAGUAUUUGGUGUGUGAGUGUGACAGAGAGACAGAGGUUCAUGGGACUCUGAGCCAUGCACUCAGUGCAUUGUCGGCAGCUCCAAAGUAGGGGGCAGUGUGCCUCUCUACCCCUCAUCCUCCUGCUCCUGAUCGUCGUGGUUCCUGGACCAGCCCUGGCAGCCAUCCACAUCCCCAGCCUAUACCAAAUAAAUGACUUAAAAGGGCCACCUGUCAUCACCACCCAGCCACAGUCUGGCACUGCCUUCUCUGUCGAUGACAUCAUCCUCACCUGCGAGGCCUCUGGGAACCCCCCACCCACCUUUCGCUGGGUGAAGGACGGAAAGCAGUUCGACCCCACCAGCUAUCCCAGGGUUUCCACCUCCAAGAGUUCGGGAACAUUCUUUGUUGCCUCAAAUGGUCCCAUCAGCCAGUACCAGGGCAAAUACCGCUGCUAUGCCUCCAAUGAGCUUGGUACUGCUGUCUCCAGUGAGGUCCAAAUCAUCACAGAGAAUACCCCAACUCUACCAAAAGAGAAGAAGGUGAUGAAGAAGGUGGGGGAGGGGGAAAGUGUGGUCCUGGUCUGUGACCCUCCCUUCAGUACCAUCCCCCCUCAUAUUCACUGGAUGGAUAAGAAACUGCGGCACAUUGAUCAGAGUGAGCGGGUGACAACUGGCCUGGACGGAAGCCUCUACUUUGCCCACGUGAUCCCCAGCGACAGUCGAGAUGACUACACCUGCAAUGCUCAGUACAUUGCUGCCAGGACCAUCCUGCCCAAAGAGCCAAUCUCUCUCAGCAUUAUGCCCUCUAAUUCCGUGGUGCAACACAGGAAGCCCCAGCUAUUAAGGCCCAGUGGGACCCACAGCCACCAUUUGGCCCUCAUGGGCAAGGAACUGAUGCUGGAGUGCAUCCCUGAAGGACUACCCACUCCCAGGGUUCAGUGGCUUAGGAAAGAUCGAGCUCUGUCUGAAUCUGGCACAACCAAGAUGAACUUUGACAGAUGGCUGCUCUUCAACAACAUCUCCCAGGAUGAUGAUGGAGAAUACCAGUGCACAGCUACCAACAAAGGAGGCGAGGCCACUCACACCUACACUAUCACUGUGGAAGCUGCCCCAUACUGGACUAAACUGCCCAAGAGUCAACUGUACGCUCCAGGAGAGACCGUGCGGCUGGACUGUCAUGCAGAGGGCAUCCCCACCCCCAAUGUCACCUGGAGCAUCAAUGGCAAUCCCAUCUCAGGCAUUGACCCAGACCCCCGACUCAGAGUACAUGUUGGAACUCUGAUAUUGAAAGAUGUUAAAUCUAGUGACACUGCAGUAUAUCAGUGUGAAGCCUCCAACAAGCAUGGGAACAUCAUGAUCAAUACCUACAUCAAUGUCAUAGAGCUUCCCCCUCAGAUUUUGACGAAGGAUGGAGAGAAGUACAGAGUGACAGAGGAACAGACAGCUCUCCUCAAAUGCGACACCUUUGGCUCCCCCUUACCCAAAGUCACUUGGGAGGGCAGAAGCUCAGACCUGGUGCUGUCCAACCCCAGAGUGUCCCAGCUGACCAGCGGGGUCCUGCAAAUCACCAACUCCUCCCAAGAGGACAGCGGCCAGUACACCUGCUCCGUGCUUAACAGCAAUCUGUCAAUCAUGGCUCAGCUGGAGGUGUUGAACAGGACAGUCAUUGUUUUGCCACCUCAGCCACUGCGUGUUCGCCGUGGAGACUCUGCCAACCUGACCUGCCAUGCCCUGGUUGACCCCCGGAUGAACCAUGUUCAGAUGCAGUGGAGGAAGGGCAGACAUAAGCUCUUUCCAUCCUCAUAUGAUGACAAGUACACAUUUGAUGACAGCUCCCUCAAAAUUGUGGAUGUCCAGCCAGAGGAUGAAGCUGAGUACACCUGUGAAUUCAUUACUGAGCUGGACAUGGCCAUUGCCAGUGCCUCCAUCAUCGUAGUAGACCGACCAGACCCGCCGCUGCACCUGAAGCUGUCUGAUCUCCAGGAUCGCAGCAUCACCCUCAGCUGGACCCCGGGGGAUGAACACAACAGUCCUAUCCAAGAGUUUGUGGUGGAGUUUGAAGAGCUGAGUUUGGAAGAAGGUAGGUGGAGGGAGGAGAUGCGAGUUGAAGGGGACAUCAGACAAGUGGAAAUCCAACUGCAACCUUUCUGCACCUAUCGCUUCCGGGUCACAGCUGUGAACGAGCUGGGGAGCAGUGACUCCAGCACUCCCUCUGAGGCAUACAGCACCCCUCCUGCUGCUCCUGACAGCAAUCCUACACAUGUAAGGAGUGAAUCAAUAAACCCGGAUAGCCUGGUGAUCACAUGGAAGGAGAUGGACCAGCAGAGCUUUAAUGGACCUGGGUUCCAGUACAGAGUGUUGUGGAGACAAGCUGAGGGAAAGGGACCCAACUGGCAGAGCAAUUUCACUAGAGUGCCUCCUUUCAUUGUCCACAACACGGGUAUCUUCACACCCUUCGAGAUCAAAGUGCAGGCUGUCAAUCAAAAAGGGGAGGGACCACCCCCAAAUCCUGUGAUUGGUUACUCUGGAGAAGACCUUCCCCUGGCGGCUCCCACAGAUGUGAGAGUGGAGCAGGUCAACAGUUCCACUGUGCUGGUGAGGUGGGAGGCUGUGAAGAGGGAGACAGUGCGGGGCCACCUGCUCGGCUACAAGAUCCACCUGCGGCGCUUGGGCUCACUGGAUGGACGAGGCCACCUGAGGAAUAGAGGAAGGGAGAGGAGAGAGAGGGGACCCGAGGGGGAUUUGGACAGCCGGGUGGUGGAGGUUUUGGGGGCCAGCCGUGUGGAGCAGGAGGUUGGGGGCCUAAGGCUCUACUCUCACUAUACUCUGACGGUCUCUGUCUUCAACAGCAAGGGGGAGGGGCCACAUUCUCAGCCACAUGCCUUCCACACACCCGAGGGAGCACCAGGUCCCCCAGCCUCCCUGGAGUUUGAAAGCCCCUCUGAGACAGAACUGGUCCUACACUGGAAACCUCCAACACAGCUCAAUGGAGUUCUGAUUGGAUACGUGCUGCAGUACCAAGAGAUUGUGGACAGUAAUGACAGCCCACUGCGGGUGCAGAAGAUUGAUGACCCCAUGGUCUCUCACUUCAGACUGGGCUCCUUGGAUCCACAUAGCCGUUACCGCUUCUACCUGCUGGGGCGCACUGCUGCUGGGUUGGGGAAGGCUCUUGUCAAGGAAGCCACCACCCUGCUGGAUGGAGGUCCUCCUUCUAACAUCAGCCUGUCCCUGGGGGAGACAUUUGUCAACCUGAGCUGGGUUCCCAAAGAGAGAUACAGGAACAUUGCCUUUUACAUCUACUACCAGCGGAACAGUGCCGGGGCUCCAGUGGAGGUGUCAGAGGAGGUGAACUCGACCCAAUCCUUCUAUCAGCUCCAGGGUCUACAGCCAGGAACCCAUUAUCUACUAAACUUCAUCUUUAGCAACAACACCUUCUGGAAAACAGAUAUCCGCACUGAAGGGCCAGGGCUGUCAGAGGUGCAAGGGGGCUUUGCCACACAGGGCUGGUUCAUUGGCCUCAUCAGCGCCAUUGUGCUGCUGCUGCUGGUACUGCUCAUUCUCUGCUUCAUCAAGAGGAGCAAGGGGGGCAAGUAUUCAGUCAAGGAUAAGGAAGAAGGCCAGGUGGACUCUGAGGCCCGGCCAAUGAAGGAUGAAACAUUUGGGGAGUACAGAUCUCUUGAAAGUGAUAACGAGGAGAAGCGGUCAGCCAGCCAGCCAUCUCUGUGUGUGAAGAGCAAGCUUGGCAGUGAAGACAGCCUAGCGGAGUAUGGUGAUAGCGUGGACAUCCAGUUCAAUGAGGAUGGCUCCUUCAUCGGCCAGUACAGCGGCCACCGGGAUGGGCCAGGACCUGGAGGCCCUGACAGCUCAGGGGCCACCUCCCCUAUCAACCCCACCCUCAUGCCCCCUGCCAAUCUGGGCAUCCCCAAUUCUGUCACAGGUGUUCUAGAGAGGGGGCAUUAGACAGAGAGAUACACUGACUCACUUAUUGACCCAACCACAUGCUAACUGACCUAACUGCAUGCUUACUGACCCGACUGCAUGCUUACAGACCUGACCGCACACUGACCAGGCCUAACUGCAGGCUUACUGACUCGACCACACAUUAACACUAACCUGACCGGAUGCCAACAUUGAAGACUGCCACUGACCUCACUAAAAUACUCACACACUGAUAAACUGGUUUCACAGAAACUGACAAAGCUCACAGUGAUAGACUGCGGUUACAGUGAUUGAAUGACUCACAGAACUCUGGGACAGACUGUGACAUGACAUAGUAAGUAAUGGAUUGAACACACCUAUUGUGACUCUGACUGAAAAUAGUUCAACAUUCCCACUGGACUGACAGACACGCAAAAUACAUAUCUAAUCAACUGCCCUGCAAAUCAUUUUCAGAUUUCACCUGACAUUCUCAAGGUAUCUUAAAAGUGUACUUGAGUGACAUUUCAAACCCCCAAUGCCCCUGUACUCUCAAAACUUUCUGUGCUGCAUUUACACUGGUGUACACUGGUGUCUCAACUGUUUAAAGGAGGAGAGUUGGUGAACAGGCAGUAAGAUAAAGGCCUAAUUGGUCAGGGUUCAUGAGGGGAGAGAGAGAAUGGUGGGCAGCAAGCAGAACCCUUCUGCUACAGAGAGUGGUAGAGCAGUGGGAGUGAGAGAGAGAGAGAGGGAGAGAGAUGGGAAGGGAGGCAGUGGAGGGGAUGGACACUAAACAUGGUACAUUGUAUGAGUUUAACAUGGUAAAAUUUUACAAAACCCUGAGCACUCAAAGGCCUCUUAUAGGCACAUGGGCUAACAGUAAGAGUGAUUCUUAGUGUAUUGUGGUGCCAGGGCUGCACCCAAAUUUUCUUAUUUGAAUUGUUAUCUUUCAGGGGGGCAAGCACUGUAGUGCCAUAGACACCCUGUUGUUUCUGUUCAGAUUAUGAAAAAAUUUGGAUCAUUAUCAUAGUCAUUACUCUGCCUAAACGGUUCACCCAGAGCAGUCAGUAUAUCUUGUGUUGUUGCAGACAACAGAUCCUUCACAAAUCUUCUCACUAAUUCUUCUGCCAGUCAAUUAAUUUUAUACAUAUGUCCACACAAUCAAUGCAAAGUAAUAUUUCUUAGAUAAAAAAAAUCAAUAAAAAUUGGCAAUUCUGAACUGUUCAGAGACAGCUUUUGCAGAUUUAUAAAUUAUUGCAGUGUAGGGCACAACAUGUCCAGUAUAGAAUAUUUUAGCUACACAGUGGUGCACACCAACAUGUCAUUCCAUUUAUCAUCUGACUUUUAAUGACCUGUAAGGGAUCAGAGGGUGUGUUGCUUGCUGUCUCACUGCUGCACGCAGCUUUAAUAUUAUUAUUAUUAUUAUUAUUACAACAAUACUUGUAAUUUAAGUGUCUUGAAAAUUACAGUGCAGUGUCUUACUAGCAACUUCCUGUGUGAUCAUCAUUGUCAUCAGAUAUAACUGUAUAUUAUAUUAUUUUUCUAUUUUUUAUGUUUAUACAAAGGCAUUCAGUAUAUGUUUGCUGAUUACCAGAUUU
Molecule: messenger RNA, 5952 nt
Organism: Megalops cyprinoides (Indo-Pacific tarpon)
Lineage: Eukaryota; Metazoa; Chordata; Actinopteri; Elopiformes; Megalopidae
Product: neural cell adhesion molecule L1-like
Exons: 29
Coding region: 515-4399 (1294 amino acids)
Biological process (GO): cell-cell adhesion; axon guidance
Cellular component (GO): plasma membrane; axon
Molecular function (GO): protein binding
Source: RefSeq, a predicted model, not a curated record